Poecilia latipinna (sailfin molly) is the source of this 608-nucleotide messenger RNA. RefSeq names its product RING finger protein 44. The record is from RefSeq and is a predicted model, not a curated record. Bases 89 to 454 code for a protein of 121 amino acids. NCBI's taxonomy places the organism in Eukaryota, Metazoa, Chordata, Actinopteri, Cyprinodontiformes, Poeciliidae. Gene Ontology annotation, biological process: protein ubiquitination. The transcript is spliced from 4 exons. Gene Ontology annotation, molecular function: ubiquitin protein ligase activity.
CAUCAUAGAGAUGAUAUAAACUAGCAUCUGAUUUGUUUGUUUUAACCAAUGCACCUGGUGUGUUUCCAUAGAUCUGAUUGGUCAGCACAUGCGGCGUGGGCGGGGCCGAAGGAGGAGCAGGUUACCUGACUUCGCAGAAGAUCUCCAGGGGAACGACUACGAGGCUCUCCUGGAGUUCGAAGAGCGGCAGGGCGCCGUUGUGUCAAAGAAAAUGAGUCGCAGGGAAAUCCAGAGGUUUCCAACCAAAAACUUCUGCUCUGCGACCAACAGCGGGAACACCCAGUGUCAGAUAUGUUUCUGCGAAUACGCUGACAAGGACAAGCUGAGGAUGCUGCCCUGUUUCCAUGACUACCACGUCCAAUGCAUCGACAGGUGGUUAAAGGACAACUCCACCUGUCCUAUCUGCAGGGCCAACCUGGCUGAUGGAGACUCUCUAGCGCCCCCUACGCUGUGACCCGAAACUCCUCCCCGUUUUCUAAAGAAUAACUGAUCCAUUAUUUUUAGACUGUUAUUCCCUUUGUAUUUUUUUUUAUAUAUAUUAAACUCUGCAGGGUCAGUUGAAGCUGCUGUUGUUUGAUCUGUUCUUAAAUAAAAAUGUUUCUAUUUUC